AUUUAUGUAAACAGUUUGUUUUUAAAGACUCCUAAUUUAUAAGCACUCAAGUGCUUAAAUCACUUUGAAUUUAUAUAAAUCGAAUUCAAUGGAUUUUUAGAAAAUCCAGUUGCCAGCUGAUCUUGCGUCAGUGGUAACAGAUCACCCUGUCAUAUUACCCAAUUACUCAAAAACUACAACUGCAACAGAACUUCUAGCAUUCCAAAACUUUAAACAAUCAGUGAUUAAGUACAGAGAAGACAAUGGCGGAGGACAAGUUCAUUCGCCGGGAUAAGGACACUAAGAAAACCUCCGCGGUCAUGAAGGAUGUUGACAUCUACCGCGACACCUUCAUUCGCUACAUGGGCUACAGCAACGAGAUUGGCGAGUCCUUCCGCCCGCUGGUGCCCAAAUCUCUGGUGGCCGCAUCCUACGGCAUGGCCAUCGGAUAUGUCUGCACGGACACCUUUGACAAGGCACUGCGCCUCCAAAUGGGUGGGGCUUCCUCCAGAGAAGUGGCCGUCAAGGGCGGCGACGUCUUCUGCUGGCAGAUGCUGGCCUCCGUCGCCAUUCCCGGCCUGGUCAUCAAUCGAAUCACCUGGGCCACCAAAACACUGCUGAGCAAGGCGCCGAUGCCCGUGCUGAAAACGGUGCCCACCCUGGUGGGCCUGGCCAGCAUCCCGCUCAUCAUCCAUCCCAUCGACAGCAUGGUGGACCGCCUGAUGGACGCCACCUACCGCAAGACGGUGACGUAGUGAACGCUGCGCGGGAUAUGCCCAACAUCUACCCUACUCCUAUUCUAAUCCACGGUGAUAGUUCUUAGGUAUUAAGAGUUUACGUGAACUGUAGCAAAGCUUUAGCCCCCAAUCCAGUUUGCAUAUUGACAAGGA
This is a messenger RNA of Drosophila yakuba, 869 nucleotides long. RefSeq names its product mitochondrial fission process protein 1. The transcript is spliced from 3 exons. The coding region runs from base 243 to 734 and encodes 163 amino acids. The record is from RefSeq and is a predicted model, not a curated record. Gene Ontology annotation, cellular component: mitochondrion. Gene Ontology annotation, biological process: mitochondrial fission. NCBI's taxonomy places the organism in Eukaryota, Metazoa, Arthropoda, Insecta, Diptera, Drosophilidae.